Botrytis sinoallii is the source of this 1125-nucleotide messenger RNA. RefSeq lists its product as uncharacterized. The transcript is spliced from 4 exons. The coding region runs from base 1 to 1125 and encodes 374 amino acids. Lineage: Eukaryota; Fungi; Ascomycota; Leotiomycetes; Helotiales; Sclerotiniaceae. The record is from RefSeq and is a predicted model, not a curated record.
AUGUCUACAUCAUUGACAAUCGGAAAGACCAAGCAAUUUGCUGAGUCAGCUCAAGAUGAUACCAAACUAUUAGUGCUUGAACAGAUAUUGAAGGAGUUGAGAGAAGUCUCUUCUCAUUUGAGAAAGCAAGAAACUCGCCUUAGUUCUGUAGAAAAUGGGCUACGCGAAAGAUCCAAGCUGGUGGAUGGAAAGCCUAUUAUAUGUGGCGGGAAUACCAUUCAGGUGUAUAGCAAUGACGGAAGAACGUCAAGAACUCAGAUUGUUGACAAGACUGACGAGAGUUCGAGUGGUAAUUCCACCGCAGUGCCACUGAAGCAUGGAAUUCAGGGAGCAAUAUCAUUACCAUUGGACGUCAUACAAAUCUACCACAAUGAUGCGAUUUUAUUUGAGAGAUUAGGAAGAAAAGGUGUAAUCGAAGACGAAGUUCCGCGAUUGGCCACAUCCUCAGAAAUUGCUCGCUGGAAAAGUGUUGUAGGAGACAUUUACAAGGUCCCCGAAGAUGGAAGACUCAGAUUAACAUUCUCAACACGAUGGCUAUUGAUGUUGGCAUCAUCUGAUGAUGCCCAGCAACAUCUUGACCGGAUAGCGCACGAUGAACAGCUAUGCAGAGGUCACACAACAAUCACUGACCUUUUUGAUAGUGGGCAGAUAAUACGAUAUUCCAUUGGUGUUCAGGACUCAAAUGCUGGGUCUCACAGUAAUCACUGUCUUAAUCCUACUUCCACACCAUGUCCUGUUGGAACUCCAAACUCCAAACCAUUGGUCGGUCCAUGGAGAAGAGUAAUCUCCAUAUCAUGUCCUGAGCUCAGGUCAACAACUCUUACUCAAGAACUCGUACGAAGAGAAGAUAAGGAUAUCAGAUCCCAGACUAUCCCGUGCGCCGUGAGAGGAAUUACCCCCAUGGAUCGUAUCAUUUUCCAUAUCAAGUAUUUUGAAAUACACAAUGUACAGCGGGAGGAAUAUAUUUGUAUGUCUUGGACAAAGUUAAAGUCAGGAAGGUUGCAUAGUGACAAAGACUUUUCGAGUGGAAUGUUUCGCAUUCUACUGGAAAGCUCGUACCGGCUUGUUGCACUGGCAGACAGAGGUUGUAACAGUAUUGGACCUUGUUGGAACAUAAGCCAUUGA